This is a messenger RNA of Wasmannia auropunctata (little fire ant), 974 nucleotides long. RefSeq lists its product as uncharacterized. The transcript has 4 exons. The record is from RefSeq and is a predicted model, not a curated record. The coding region runs from base 89 to 685 and encodes 198 amino acids. NCBI's taxonomy places the organism in Eukaryota, Metazoa, Arthropoda, Insecta, Hymenoptera, Formicidae.
UCAGAUAAGCUUCGAAUCACCCGGCAACGUGAGUAAUAUCUGCGAUAUCGUCGCGUGAGCGAGCUAGCGCUCUCAAACAGGCAAAGAAAUGAAAGGGGUUUAUUUGGCUGUAUUUUUAACGAUUCACACACACGGAUUCGUGACAGGUCACCAAUGCUUUAAAUUUACAUGGCUGGAUGUGUUUCAUUAUGAAAAUAGCACGUUUGACUGUACGAAACAUAAUGAUUCAUUUACUCCUUGUAUAACUCCGUUUAUUUGUGGUAAGUGUGUAUGUAUGUGUGUAACGUUCGUAUUCGUUCGCGGUUAUAAGUUCAACUGUCAAACGAUAUUGAUCUCCAUGAUCGUGAUAUUUUCAGAUUUGGAAAAGCCGAAUUUAACUGAUAUAUUCGAGAAAAAACACAUCGAACAGAAGGAGCCUCAUAAUGUUUGUAUAAGGUAUACAUACAUGUACGAUGGCGCAGCUGUGAAUAUCAGUUAUUUCCAAGGGAAAGUCAUGGAAAACCACCGGCCGAUCACAUCAGACUGUUAUAUUCAAUACACUGAGGGAUACAGUAUCGAAGUGUGUGCCUGUAAUGGCACCACAGACGUAUAUAAACCCUGCUACUCAAGAACAAUAAGAAAUACACAUUCGGCACUAAUUACUUUUGCAGUUGCAGUUAUUUCGCUGUUUAUGUAUAAAAUUUAAUAUUUCGAUAUUUCCUGACACACUUUCGGCUUAUUCUUAUUAUCCUUGAUAUGAAUGAGACAUCGUACAAAUUAUAUUAUAUAUUUAAUAUUUAUUACAAUUUAUGUGCAGCUAUAUCGAUCAAGCGUAUAUCUUUUUACAAUUUUGCAGAACGCGCGCAAUGUAUUAUAUUUAAAUUGUAUACAGAAACAAAUAAAUCGUGUAACCGUAUAAUAUAUAAACGCAAUUGGAAAAUAAAUACUCAUACAUAAUGGAAAUCACGAGGGGGGGGGGGAAAGAUAAACUCUGG